AUGUCACAGUCAAUAGCCCCACCCAACCAAGGGUACCCUGACCAUGCAAUUGCCGUGGUGGGGAUGAGCUGCCGGCUGCCGGGGGCCCGCAGCCCGGAGGAGUUCUGGACCCUCCUGGCGGCAGGACAGUGCAUGGCUAGCGAGCCUCCCAACACCCGGUUCCCACUCAAAGCCCACUGGCGGAGUGAAGACCGCUUGUCUACGGUCCAUGGCAAUUUCCUCGACGAGGUCGACACCUUUGACCACCGAUUCUUCGGCCGAUCGAGUCGAGAGGCGGCCACUAUGGACCCGGCGCAGCGCCUCCUCUUAGAAGCCACCUACCAUGCCCUGGAGAGCUCCCACUACUUCCGGCCCGGCACCCAGCCCGAGACCAACGUGGGUUGUUAUAUCGGGGGCUUUGGAUCGGACUACAACGACAAUCUGGCGGCUCAUCCGCCGAGUGCCUUCGCUGCGCUUGGCAGUCUCCGGGCCUUUCGCAGCGGUCGCAUCAGUCAUUUCUUCAACUGGACCGGGCCCUCCAUGACCCUCGAUACCGCGUGCUCCUCCUCCGGGGUCGCCAUUGAUGCCGCCUGCAAGGACCUUCUUUUGGGCAACUGCACGGCUGCCCUUGCUGGGGGGGUCGAGGUGAUGACAAGCCCGUACCUCUAUCAGAAUCUAGCGGGGUCAUCCUUUCUCAGCCCAACCGGUAGGGCGGCUCCCUUUGAUGCCGAAGCGGAUGGGUACUCGCGUGGGGAAGGAGUCGGCCUCGUCUUCUUGAAACGCUUGGACUUCGCUCAGCAGGUCGGUGAUCCCAUCCUUGGGGUCAUCUGUGCAUCGUCUGUCCGACAGAUCAGCAACGAGGUCCCCAUUACCACCCCAGAUCCGGCAGCCCACCGGGCCUUAUAUGGGCGUCUGCUCACAGUGGCAGCGAUGAAACCGCACGAGGUCAGCUAUGUGGAGGCCCACGCAGCCGGGACCCGGGUCGGUGACAUCCCCGAAUAUCAGGCAAUUGUUGAGGUGUUCGCUGGGCCCAGUCGUGAGGCGGCCCCCAUGUGCCUCACCUCUGUCAAGGCCAACAUCGGACACACGGAGGGGGCGUCCGGAGUGGUAGGCCUGAUCAAAGUGGUCCUUAUGAUGCAGCAUCGCCAAAUCCCACCUCAGGCCAAUCUGAAACAGCUCCAUUCGGAAAUCGACCAGUCGCGGGAUCACAUCAUGAUUCCACGCCAGAUGCAACCGUGGCAGGCACAGCCCAUGGUGGCCUGUUUGAACAAUUUUGGUGCGGCAGGGAAUAUCACAGCGAUGAUUGUCAAACAGCCUCCCACUCAUGAGGCCGGUAACCCGGACACAAGGGUGGCGACGUAUCCGGUAUGUAUUACCGCUCACAGUGCAGACGCUCUAGAACGAAAUUGCAAGGCAGUCAAGCAAUGGCUUCAGAGUUCGGGAGCGACGGCUGGAGGAAGUAUUCAAGAUGUUGCAUUCAGCCUGGCAGGCAAGAUGAACCUUCAACUCCGGUAUCGGUGGUCAGCGACGGUCCAAACCCUGCCUGAGUUGAUACAGAAACUUCAGACUGUGGGGAAUCCGGUCGCGUUAGAGUCACUCGGUCGGCCUAAGAGUACCAAACCCGUGGUCCUCCUGUUCUCUGGGCAGACAGGCAUCACCGCGUCCGUGGACCGCAUCCUUUACGAGACCUGCAGUCAGUUCCGGUAUCAUCUUGAUGAAUGUGCUCGUGCCACCAGUGCUGUAGGUGGGAUGUCACUGUAUCCGGCGAUCUUCGAGGACAUUUCAUGCCACGAGCUGGCUACCCUCCACGCCAGGAAGUUUGCCAUCCAAUAUGCAUGUGCGCGAGCAUGGAUCGAUAGUGGCCUUCGGGUUGCGCGAAUGCUGGGGCACUCAAUCGGCCAACUAGUUGCGUUGUGCGCCUCGGGUGCAUUGUCACUGCAGGACGGACUGAAGCUGAUCAUUGGGCGAGCACGAUUGAUCGAGAAUAAAUGGUCGGACGAUAAAGGGGCGAUGCUUGCAGUACAAGCAGCGUACCCUCAGGUGCAUGCGGCUCUGCUACGGUACAACGAUCUGGAAAUUGCCUGUUACAAUGGGCCCAACAGCUACAUUGUCGCCGGGCCCGAGGCAUCAAUUCAGAACGCGGUAGACGACAUGCAGCGGCAGCAGAUUCGGCACAAGCGUCUGAACGUCACGCAUGGUUAUCAUAGCCGGUUAACAGAGCCCGUUCUGGAGGAUCUUCACACUCUCGCCUCUGAGCUGACUUUCCUCCCGCCACGAGUCCAUCUCGAGCCCUGUUCGGACAGUCAGCGUUGGGAUCUACCCACGCCAGGCCUUGUUUGCCAGCAAACACGAGAGCCGGUCCACUUUCAAGCUGCAGUUGAGAGGAUAGUCAAUGAGCUUGGUCCCUGUGCAUGGCUGGAAGCCGACUUGGGCUCUAUGGCGGUCCAGAUGGCAUCUGCCGCCGUCCCGGAGGAGAUGCGCAAGCAUCACACUUUCCUCCCAGGACGCGCCUCAGAUCCGCAAUCUCUGGGUGACAUAACCAGAGGCCUCUGGGAGGACGGGCAGAAUGUGGGUUUCUGGUCUUUCCAAGGUUCUGCGAGUCGCGGAUACAGGCUCCUGACUCCGCCAAUGUACUCGUUCACGAAAUACCGACACUGGCUUGGGUGGAAGGAGUCAACCACGGCAUCGAAGCCUGGAUCUCCGACAGAAGAGAAAGUCCAACUGGUGAGCGUGGAACGCUAUCAAGAUCACAAGACGGGGGAAGAGUGGAGCCUGAGAAUUGACCCCCGAGCCCCUGAAUGGGCUUUACUGGUUGAUCAACAUGCCGUCUUCGGUACGGGCGUUUGUCCCGCCUCGCUCUAUGUCGAGACUGUGAUGCGCGCAGCGCGGCUCAUUUCACCCGCGCAAAACGGAUUGUCGGCACAAAUUGGGGUCGUGGAGGGUCUCCAAAUUUCCAGGCCGCUUGGCCGAAACAAUGGCAAGAAGCUCAAGCUGGCCAUGCAACGACAAAAUGGGAGGACUCCGCCCUUGUGGGAUUUUACCUUCUACGUGGAGCCGGACAUACGCAGUGCAACAGGGCGCAUUCGCUUUGCCGAAAACGACAAAGAUCUCGUGCAGCGGACCUCCGACUUGAUCACUUUAGAUUCCGCCUGUCAGUCCAUCAUGGCACACAAUCAGCCUAGUGACCAGACCUGUGAUAUAGGUGGGGAUGUGCUCUACCGUUUAUUGGCACCAGUGGUGACCUAUGGAAAUGUCUAUAAGCUCAUCCGGCGCUGGCAUUGGGCCCCUCAGUAUGCCAGAGCUCACCUUCAAUUGUCUCGAGAUUCUUCCCUUCUCCCUGACUCGGAGCUGAUCCCGCCCGUGAUGUUGGAGGGGUUGUUACAAGUAGCUGGGGCACAUACCAACCUCUUCCGCAGUCCCAGUCAGACUCGAGAAAUGGGAAUCUACCUCUGCGCACGGGCGAGGUGCAUCCAACCCAGUCUUCAACUCUCCUGGGAGUCCUGCCAUGCAGGCUGGCAGGUGGUGGCGUGGACAAUCAGGCAGGAUGCCACGUCGAUAGAGUACGACAUCCUGGCCUUCAUCCUUGAGACCGGUCAGCUGGCCCUAACUGUCUAUGGGGUUGAGUUCCGUCACUCCCCAGCUGGAUCGCUUGAGAAAGCCCUUGCCUCGAUGUUGGCAGCAGCCCCCAGCCCCACCAUGACGAGGUCACCAAAGGCCGAGCGCGAGGAACGAGUCGGAGGGCCCGGUGUGCCGGACGAAGCAUCUCCACCCGAUCUGACCGUCGAUGUUGGGGCACGGGUCAAAAGAAUCCUGGGCAAUCUGGUCAACGACCCCCUCAAUGGGCUAUCAGCCACCACUACCCUCCAGAGUAUUGGUGUAGACUCGUUGGGGAUCAACGAACUGCGACAGAAGAUCAAGGAACUAUACAAUGUGGACAUUGCUGCCAGCAACAUUGGCGUGCAGACAUCCCUGGAGACUCUAUACCGCUGUGUGCGAGCCCAGGUUGCUCCGCCGUCGCCGCUGUCUCGCACACCAUUACUUUCGCGCUCAGAGAGCUUUCCCCACAGCGAGGAAACCCCCUCUUGUUCUGAAACACACUCCGAGGCGCGAGCUUCCGUAGCCGAUCGAUUGCAGCGACUAUUAGAGGCGCAUCUGGGCCCGCUUGAGCUCACUGAGCCGGCAGCCACGCUGACCGAUUUGGGUGUUGACUCGUUGCUCUUUCAGGAGUUCAUGGGAGACAUCGAGAAAGAGUUCUGCUGCUCCAACGCCAAAGUACAAAUCCAACGUGCCACCACGUUUUCCGACUUGUGUGACCGCCUAGGAGGUGACCAGAUUCAACUAGGUCCUGGGCAGUCGCUGUCAACCAGACGGGUUAUUAUCCCCGAGGACAGGUCACAAGCGAGUCCUCGGCAUGGGGCUUGGAAACCACAGAUCACUUUCAAUCAUAUACAGAGCCGCUUUCCGGGGCUAGCGAGGCAGAAUGGUUGGCUUGGGUAUUGGGAUAACGUGCACCCCUUGCAGUUUCAACUAACCGUUGCCUACGUCCUUGAUGCCUUUGCCCAGCUCGGCUGUGAUCUGCGUACGAUGGAACCUGGACGUGGCGUGCCCUCCAUCCAGGUGAGCUCGGGACACGUUAAGCUCAAGCCUGCUCUGUAUGAGAUCUUACAGCAUGCCGGGGUCAUCGAUGCGGUUGGCCGCACCGAGUACAUUCGCUCCGACAAGAAUGUCAUCAUGCCCUCAUCGUCUUCACUGUUUGAAGAGAUAAUGGAGAAGCAUCCGCAGCACCGUUUCGAGCAUGAGCUCCUUCAUCUGACGGGCACAGAUCUAGCUGGUCUAAUCUCUGGCCGCAUUGACCCUUUACAGCGACUGUUUGGCAGCCCCAAGAACCGGCAGCUGUUGACUGAAUUUUACGGUGACGCUCCCAUGUUCCGCACUACAAACGAGCUGUUGUGCCAAUUUGUCAAGGAGCUGGCGAUGAGCCCGGGCUCACCCCGUCCCAUUCGCAUCCUCGAGCUCGGCGCUGGAACCGGUGCAUCUACUGUCCCCUUGCUCGAGACGUUAUCCGACUCCGGCGUCCCAUUUCAGUAUUGCUUCACUGACAUCUCGAGCUCGAUGGUAGCGACCGCCCAACGUCGGUUCAAGGCCUACCACGACUCGAUGGAGUUUCUGAUCGUCGAUGUCGAGCAGCCCCCGAAGCCUGACCUUCUGGGGCGAUUCGACCUCAUUGUGUCCACCAACUGUGUACAUGCCACACGUAACCUCCAGGUAUCGCUCUCGAACGCGCGUCAGAUGCUGCGACCCGACGGACUGAUCUGCCUGAAUGAGAUUACCCGGCGGCUGUUCUUUAUGGAUUUGAUCUUCGGUCUGCUGGAGGGCUGGUGGCUGUUCGACGACGGGCGUUCGUACGCGUUGGGGUCCCCCGCCACGUGGGACAAUGCUAUGCGCGGUGCAGGAUUUCAGCAGGUUAUGAUAAGUGACGGGCCCAGCCCGGAAGCGCAGACGGUUCGACUGAUCUGCGGAUUCGCCUCGGAGUGCGACCAGAUUCCAACUUAUUGCCCCCCUUGUGAGGUGGAUUGUGAAACCCUGGUUUGGAAGACCGGCAAGCCGCAUCUCUCGGCGGAUAUCUACUACCCUCCCCGGCUUCAGCUGGGGCCUGCGUACAAGUAUCCUAUGGCUCUUCUCCUGCACGGGGGUGCAAACGUCAUGCUGUCAAGAAAGCAUGUUCCCCAAGAUCAGAUCCAAUUCCUCCUCAGCCAGGGAAUCGUCCUGGUGAGCGUCGACUUUCGUCUUUGUCCUGAAGUAAACAUCCUUGAUGGGCCGAUGACCGACACGCGGGAGGCCCUGCAGUGGGUGCGCACGCAACUGCCGCAACUUACACUCAAACACCGUGGUCUGUGCCUGGAUGGCGAUCGUGUGGGAGUCAUUGGCUGGUCCUCUGGAGGCACCCUUGCGCUUUUGCUCGGCCAAGCAUGGGAUAUUCCAGGAUAUCGACCUCCCGAAGCCAUUGUUUCUUUCUACUGUCCCACCGACUUCGAAGACCCGUACUUCACCACGCCCCGCGAGCUUCCGGCGCAAGCCUCACGCAAGGACGGCGAUCCUACUAUCCUCGACGACGUCCAAUCUCAGCCGAUAAGCGGCCACGAUUUCAACCACGAGGACAUCGUCACCGCAUACGCGCUGGCCGCCCGCAGCCCCCGCGCGCGGAUCUACACGCAUAUGCUUCGUCAUGGGCAGACCCUUCAGAUCUUUGCCAACGGACUGCCACCUCGCAGUGCGAUCCCCAACACCGAGGAGGCGAUCAAUUCCAUUCUCUUCGCCCCGCCGCCGCCCACGGAUCGGAUUCGGCAGUUCAGCCCCUAUGCGGCUGCCUCUGCGGGCAAGCAUCUUUCUCCGACCUAUCUUCUCCAUGGAAAGAGUGAUCAGCUGGUUCCGUGGACACAGGCGCUGAGGAUGCACGAGGCGCUGCGAGAGCAGGGGAUCGCGACGGAGAUUGCCCUACCCGCGGAUGGGUUGCAUCUGUUUGACCUCGGGGCAGGCGGACCGGCUCUCGAUCGCAUGGUUGAAGAAGCGUACCGUUGGUUGGCUUCCUUCCUGCGUGCGUCCGGUUAG
Aspergillus fijiensis CBS 313.89 is the source of this 6588-nucleotide messenger RNA. RefSeq names its product ketoacyl-synt-domain-containing protein. The transcript has 4 exons. The record is from RefSeq and is a predicted model, not a curated record. NCBI's taxonomy places the organism in Eukaryota, Fungi, Ascomycota, Eurotiomycetes, Eurotiales, Aspergillaceae. The coding region runs from base 1 to 6588 and encodes 2195 amino acids. Gene Ontology annotation, molecular function: fatty acid synthase activity; 3-oxoacyl-[acyl-carrier-protein] synthase activity. Gene Ontology annotation, biological process: fatty acid biosynthetic process; secondary metabolite biosynthetic process.